Molecule: messenger RNA, 522 nt
Organism: Torulaspora delbrueckii
Lineage: Eukaryota; Fungi; Ascomycota; Saccharomycetes; Saccharomycetales; Saccharomycetaceae
Exons: 1
Coding region: 1-522 (173 amino acids)
Source: RefSeq, a predicted model, not a curated record
AUGAUUAAACCGACUUCCACUCGCCUAGUCUUCGUUUUAAUAUUGAUCGUGUGUUUGAGCAUCAGCGCCAGCCGUCCUGUGGCCGAUGCACAACCCUUAGAGAAACGGACGAACUGGUACUAUCACUCCAUAUCUUGUGCCGCGCAAGGUUUGUUCGCGUACUUUAGAGUUGAUCAACCUAUCUGGUUUAAAGUACAGUGGUGGGGUGUGAUGACGGCUGAGAACGGCGGUUUUAUAGACACUGCCGAUCAAGCCUGGAGUGCCUGCAAUGCUUGCCAACGGGAUAAUAAGAUAUCACAAGGUGACUGUAGGGGAGAAGUGAAGUCACUACUGAAGAUGGCCAUAAUGAACGUUGUUAAGGUCACAGUUGGCUGGGCAACCACAUCUGGUGUCAACCCCAUCAUGUUUGUUGACGGUCAAAAUCGACGCAAACGUGACUUGCAUCAACGUACCACAACACGACGUUGUCCGUGUCUUCUAACACUCCUCUGCUUGAUAGUUUACUAUCUUUUACUCAAGUAA